AUGAGGCACUCGAUUCUCCGAUUGCUCGUGAUUGCGGCCUUUGUUGUCCUGGUGGCCGCAUGGACAAAAGAAGAUCAUGAAAUCUUCCGUAUCCGCGACGAGAUUAUAGCAACUGAAGGCGCAAAUGUGACAUUCUACGAUUUCUUGGGAGUCAAACCUACUGCAAAGCAGGAUGACAUUAGCAAGGCAUACCGCAAGAAGUCUCGAAUGCUGCAUCCCGACAAGGUCAAGCGCGCCUUCAUUGCAAACACUUCCAAGGAUAGGGCCAAGGCCAAGGGGUCCUCCAAGGGGCCUUCGCAGCGUGAAAUUGCCGCUGCGGUCAAAGAGGCUACUGAGCGUGCUUCCCGCCUGAACGUCGUUGCCAACAUUCUCCGAGGCCCAUCCCGCGAUCGUUAUGACCAUUUUCUGAAGAAUGGGUUCCCCAAGUGGAAGGGCACCGGGUACUAUUAUUCGAGAUUUCGGCCGGGGCUGGGCAGUGUGCUUGUUGGUCUGUUUAUUGCUUUCGGAGGCGCCGCUCACUACGCUGCACUCAUUCUCGGAUGGAAGCGCCAGCGUGAUUUCGUUGACAGGUAUAUUCGCCAGGCGCGGAGGGCCGCUUGGGGCGAUGAAUUGGGUAUUCGCGGAAUUCCAGGCAUCGAUUCACCGGGUGCCACAGCUCCUCCGCCUGCCUCUGAAGCAGCAGAUGCUGGUGCCAUGCCGAUGAACCGCCGUCAGAAGCGCAUGAUGGACAAGGAGAACCGCAAAGAGGGCAAGAAAGGCACUCGCGGAACUUCGCGCAGCUCUGGUACGGCCACCCCAACGACCGAAGGCCCCGUACCCACCGGAGAGAGAAAGCGCGUGGUGGCAGAGAAUGGCAAGGUACUGAUCGUCGACUCCAUCGGAAACGUGUUCCUUGAAGAAGAGACGGAGGAUGGCGGCCGUCAGGAAUUCUUGCUGGACAUUGAUGAGAUUCAGCGCCCGACCAUUCGUGACACUUUGUUGUUCCGCUUCCCUGGCUGGUUUUACCGGAGAACAGUGGGCCAAAUGCUCGGUGGCUCGAAAGAGGAAGAUGCCGUGGCCGAGGAGCAGGACGAGACUGCUGAAAGGACGGAAGAACCCGUUAACGACGAGGCCAGUACAACUGGUACUUCUAACGGCAGGGUGAGGAGAAAGAGAGGUAGAAGGGACAACAGAUCAUGA
This is a messenger RNA of Paecilomyces variotii, 1179 nucleotides long. Its product is annotated as putative endoplasmic reticulum DnaJ domain protein Erj5. Gene Ontology annotation, cellular component: endomembrane system. NCBI's taxonomy places the organism in Eukaryota, Fungi, Ascomycota, Eurotiomycetes, Eurotiales, Thermoascaceae. Bases 1 to 1179 code for a protein of 392 amino acids. The record is from RefSeq and is a predicted model, not a curated record. The transcript is spliced from 3 exons.